Agelaius phoeniceus (red-winged blackbird) is the source of this 4038-nucleotide messenger RNA. It is a transcript of the gene VAPA, whose product is annotated as VAMP associated protein A. Gene Ontology annotation, molecular function: FFAT motif binding. Lineage: Eukaryota; Metazoa; Chordata; Aves; Passeriformes; Icteridae. The record is from RefSeq and is a predicted model, not a curated record. Gene Ontology annotation, cellular component: plasma membrane; endoplasmic reticulum membrane. Gene Ontology annotation, biological process: neuron projection development.
CCGCCUCCUCCGCCCUCCCCCCUGCCCCUCCUCCCGCCGGAGAGAGCGAGCGAGAUGGCGGCCGCUGGGGCUCUGGCGAAGCACGAGCAGAUCCUGGUGCUCGAUCCGCCCACCGACCUCAAAUUCAAAGGUCCCUUUACAGAUGUAGUAACUACAAAUCUUAAACUACGAAAUCCAUCAGAUAGAAAAGUAUGCUUCAAAGUGAAGACCACAGCACCUCGUCGAUACUGUGUGAGGCCAAACAGUGGAAUUAUUGACCCAGGAUCAUCUGUAAUUGUUUCAGUAAUGCUGCAGCCUUUUGACUAUGACCCAAAUGAGAAGAGUAAACACAAGUUCAUGGUACAAACAACCUAUGCACCACCAAAUAUUACAGAUAUGGAGGCAGUGUGGAAAGAAGCGAAACCUGAUGAGUUGAUGGACUCCAAAUUGAGAUGUGUGUUUGAAAUGCCCAAUGAAAAUGAUAAACUGAAUGAUAUAGAUGCAAGCAAAUCUGCCCCAGUACUGAACACAUCUAAGCAGGAUGGACCGAUGCCAAAACCACAUAGUGUUUCACUUAAUGACACUGAAACAAGGAAGCUUGUGGAGGAGUGCAAAAGACUUCAGGCAGAGAUUAUGAAGCUGACAGAUGAAAAUCGGCACCUGAGAGAUGAAGGCUUGAGGCUCAGAAAGGUAGCGCACUCCGAUAAAUCUGGAUCACCCACAGCUUUGGCCCUCAGAGAUAAUGGCUCUAAUUCUCUUCCUUCACUUCUUGUUGUAAUUGCAGCCAUUUUCAUUGGAUUCUUUCUAGGGAAGUUCAUCUUGUAGAAAGAAUGAGUGAGAGAAGCAUGCAAAACUGCAGCUUCCUUUUUUUUUGUUUUGUUUUGUUGGGUUUUUUUGGUUUUUUUUUUGUUUUUUUUUUGUUUCCUUUUUUUUUUGUUUUGUUUUUUCAUUUUUUUUUUUGUUUUGUUUUGUUUUGUUUUGUUUUCUCUUGGCCAGAAAAAGGUUUGUUUACCUACCACAUCAUGGGUAGUACGGCCCGAGCGGCCGUUCUUGUGUACAGCAUCAUAACAGGCUUUGCCUUUAAUGAUCUCGCACGGUUAGAAAACACAAUCUGAAAAGACAAACUGUUCAGCUGCUGGACAAAAUUGUAUAUUCAGUCAUCAAUAGCAGGUAUCAGUUGCACAGUCAGUCCUUUAUGAAAAUUCAUAAAUAAAGAAUUGUUCUUUCUUUCUGUGGUUUUAAUAAGAAUUCGAAAAUUGUUCAGAGUCUUGUAAAUGUUAUUUUAAUAAUCCUUUAAAAUUUUAUCUGUUGCUGUUACCUCUUGACAAAUGAUUUAUUAGAUUGCUAAUCCCACUCAUUCAGGAAUAUGACAAGAGGUAUUCUGGGGGAAAUGGUGCCUCUUACUGUGUAAAUUUUCUCCUUACCUUACUUUGCUAAUAUCAUGGCAGAAUUUCUUUCUUAUUCCUUGUGAGGCAUUGUUGAGAGUUCUUCAUCCUUAACAGUCCUGUCCCAUAAUAUUUAACAUGACAAAAGAAAUAAAAUUGUUAACAGAUUUUUCUGCUGGGUAGCCUGUUUGUGUGUGUCGUGCUUUUAGAGGGGAUUCUUAACAAGUUCAUUGUUCAUGGUAAUUUGCUACUUGUAACAAAUGGCUAUUUUGAAGUUUAUUUGCUUAAGUCUCUGGCUUUGACUGUUGUAAUUGAAGCUUGGGAAAGAAAAAAAAAAAAGGUUUCCAUUCCAUUUGUUUAAAAAAAUGAACUGUUUUCUGGCUGCUUUCAGCUACAAAGAAGAUGGUUAUCAAACUUGUUUUGGGACAGAAUAAUUUGGAUAUCCAGCAGGUGCAAAUGCCAGACAUGAAUGUUUUCAAUAUAUUAACAAUUUGCUUGGAUUGUGCAGGAGUGUAAUAAUCAACCUUCUGUUCCAUCUUUGGAUCUUCUGGGUGUCUUCCAGGAGUCAACAUUAUUCUUUGAUUUCUUAAGGGUACUUAAUUCACAUAUAUUAACUUACUCAGUUUAUAAUUCUGUCUUAGCAGAUACUAAAAAAUGCAAGUUGAACAUUCAGACACCCAUAGUGAAUUUCAUGAUGCAGAAGAGUUGAUAUUUUCUGAGUUGCUCACCUUUGGGAAAUAAAAAGCAUUUUAUGCAACUCUUGGCAGAUCUACCUGUUUUAACCAUGUAUAGCUAAGUUUUAAAAAAUGCAUUUUUGGGGUCUGAAAUGCUUCCCUGCACUUAAUCUUACAUCUUGCCUCAUCUCUGAAUAUGUCAUAAAAACAAACAGUAGUAUUGAAACAAAAUAUUAUCUGUACUUCUGAGUAAGCAUAAUCCAAUACAGGGAAUUACUUGUAAACUUGAAAAAUUGUGGAAGAGGUAUACUCCUGUAAGCAAAAUUGUGUAUGCUCUUGGACAGCUUGACUUGAUGUGAUGCAGCUAAGUGUGUUAGACCUUGGUAUAUGCACACCUUAUGUAGCUGAGAAAAAUGUUCUGGGAAAGAUGUACGUUAUCUUGGUUGCCUUUGAUUUCUACUGCUUUUUUUUUUUUUAAUUACAUCAUGUUCUGUCAUAGCUCUCUGUGAUAAACUUUUUUUAUAAACUCUUGCACAUGUACAAGGAAGAUGAUGGAGAAAAUGCAAAUACUGCUUAUGUUUUCACUUAAGCAUGCAAGCACUGAUGUUUCCAAUUACUUGUUCCAGUGUCUGCAUUCAAGUCUCCUUCCAUCCCAGUGACUGGAAAAAACUCUGUUAAGGUUUUGAUUAUUUUGGUUCCGCUGGUUCAGAAUGGUGUAUUUCUUCUGAUUUUUUUCUCUAACAGAACAUUUCCACAUCAAACUUUCAUAGCCUGUUCCAAACUGAUUACGUGGAAAAUAACGAAAGCAAUAUUGUGCAGGAUGUAGUUUGCUUCAGAUAGAGCAGUCAUUCCUGCAUUGAAGGGAGAAAAACCACACAAAACACUCUGGAAGAUCUUAAAAUGUUUACAGCAUGGUGUGUGGAGGUUUUCAAAGGUGCUAGCACUUAGAGGACUUAAAACCAGAAAAAAAAGUCAUUGCUCAAUGCAACUGACUCAGGUUUUGAUACCUGGCAGCAGAAUAUGGUUAAAGUAAUGAUAAAAUCAGAGUGAAAUAACUUUUUUUCAUAAAUAAGAAAAAAGUUGAUGGUAAAACUUUGGUCGUGGUUUAAGUGAUGCUUUCAAGUGUACAGCGCUCUUGUAACCGGAGUUCUCAGUAAUGCUCUAAGGAGACUGUCUUGGUUUCCCGUAAUCCCUUCAUAGCUGUAUAUAAAAUGUAAUGCUAAAACUAUUUUGCUCUCAGGAGUCACUUUGGAUGAGAUCAGCUGUAUUCAGUGAAUUAUGUAAUAUGGAUUAAAUUGUUUGUCUUUGUUCCUGAAAUGGUUAGAACUUCUUGCUUUGUCUGCCUGCUUACUCGUGUAUGUAAGCACAGGGAAAUACAGUCUCUUCACCUGCUCCUGGUGAGAUGAGCAGACCAUGAUGCCCAUAAAGUUGUGUCAGGGUAAAUGCCUAAUUUCAGUUAAAUAUAUGUUGCAGGUUGCUCUUCUGAUUUCUGAAAAGGGCAAGAUGAUACAAGUAUACAAUAGCAAAGUAGUUAUUUAAAAAUUUUUACGAAUAUAGCACUUUAAAAAAGAGUAGUAUGGUUCAGGGGGAAAAAAAAAUAAACAUAGCUAACUAGAAGAUACAGCUGCUGUAGUAACUCUGGGCACCAAAUUUAACCCACUUUUAAAAAAAUCUAUAAAGUUCAUUUAAGGAAAAGUUAUUUGUAUCAAUGCACAAGUUAUUUGUGUGUUUCUACUCAUUCUCUAAAAGCUGUUGACAGACACUAUUGCCCAGGCUUGCAUGUUUCUGCUGCUAUGUUUGAAGCCAACUUACUUAAAAGAAGCAACCAAACAUCAGCUUGUAACUUCAUUAUCCUCCUGGGAGGAGGGAGGGUGGAGGGAGGAGUUGAAAGGUGACAUUUUGCCAAAGGGGAAAAGACAAAGUCAAUAAGCAAAACUUAUCUUUCAGGCCUUCUUCAAAGUUAUUAAAGGUUGAAGUGUUAAUAAACUAUUAAAAAUGUA